This is a messenger RNA of Paraphaeosphaeria sporulosa, 2840 nucleotides long. RefSeq lists its product as uncharacterized. Lineage: Eukaryota; Fungi; Ascomycota; Dothideomycetes; Pleosporales; Didymosphaeriaceae. The coding region runs from base 31 to 2487 and encodes 818 amino acids. The transcript has 2 exons. The record is from RefSeq and is a predicted model, not a curated record.
ACACAACCGCUUCUUCAUAAUUGUACCAAGAUGGCCGAACCAAUGGCUGAACUCUCCCCGCAGAAGCUUAACGCGCCCGCUCCUACGUAUGCUGAGCCCGACAUGGACACAACAAGCUGGCAUGAUCCGCCAUCAUCGCCUUUCAUCGCACACGUCGACGAUGAGGACCAGGAGAACAUCGCACCCAAUGCUCUUGCGACACCCAAAAAGCUGCUUCCAAGCUUCGAGGACGAUUUUACGCGGUCGGCGUUCAAGGCGUCACCAGAGAAGAAAUUUGGGCUUCAAGAGCGAACCAGCCCAGUCAAGAUGCCGUCCAGGAAGCAGUCGCUGGCUGAAUUCGAAGAGGAUUCCUUGGAAAGCCCGCCGCCUCGCGCGAGUCCAAAGAAGGCUUCGCCUGUGAAGCAAAUGGCAGCGGAGCGCUCCGAACCUACUAUGGGCAGUCGAUCCCGCCGGAGCUCACCCACGAAAGCCUCCCGCAAUCCUUCCGUUGAUUCAGUCCGCAGAGCACCUGUUGGAUACCCAGAAGACGAAAUCGACGAUGCGCCUACCGUCACUCUUAAAACAAGUGAAUUGCGGGAAAAUGAAGGAUUGACUGUUGCCAUGCGCAACAUGGACCAGGCACAGGCGAGCUACGAGCCGACAUCCACACAUCGGAGCCACGAUGAGAUUGUAGGAGACGCUACAUUCGAUGACACUGAGUUCAACCCGGACGGGCCAGAUCUCACAUCGUUGGACAUGGACGAUACUGGAUUUAGCAUGUUCUCAGAGAUGCCAGGCAUUGACAUGACCAAGUUUGCCGCGCUUCGACAGAGUCCUACCAAGAACGGCCUCUUUGAUCCGGCCACACCUCGAGCUCGCGCUCAAAUGACACCUUCCACCGUACAAACCGUCCGGCGCUCUGAAAGGACACCAUCUCCUACACCGCGCCGAUCUCGCAGAGAAAAUGAUACUACCAACCUGCUCCUCGACUUCACAGCACAAUUGGAGGGUUUGUCUGGCCCGACUCGCGGGCCACCCAAAUCAACUACCGAACCAAAUCUGGCCUCAUACUAUCAAAAUCAACGAUCACCAGGCAAAGGAAGCUCAUCACGCGUACCCUCUACGCCAAGUCAAAGUCGACAGCUGAUGGACCUUCUGGACUUCGAACUGCCGCCGCCACCGACACCGCGAUCCAUGCCAACGGUUACUAUCAGAGAGCUGGAAUCGCUGAAGUCAAAUUUCCAGUCUCAGAUCUCUUCGCUCACGGCCAGCUUGUCUGGCAAGGAAGCUCAAGUUGAGUCGUUAGUAAAAGCAAUAUCAGACGCCGAGCACCGUGUCGGCCAAGCUCAAGAGUCCGUCCGAGACGAGCGAUCCGCACGUGAGUAUGCGGAGGCGCAGAUGGAAGACUGGAAGAAGAAAGGCGAGGAGGUGCAAAAUCUACUUCAAGAAGUCCAAGGAGAGGUUGGCCGCAUUGACGCCGAGCGCGAGCAGUUGCUCACCCGCCUUGCUGAAGCUGAGAAGCGUGCUGAAGAGGCAGAGACACGCUCCUCGGAGUUGGAGACUAAAGUCAUCGAAGCGGAGAGCAAGAACGUGGACAUGACCACCUUCCUUGACCCUGACGAGAACGAAAAGAAAAUCUACUCCGAGAUGGAGUGCCAGACCGCGAUUGCGGAGAAGGUCAACGAGGUCGCCCGCGACUUGCACACUGCAUACAAAGCUAAGCAUGAGAAGAAGAUCAAGGCGCUCAAAGACAACUACCAGAAGAAAGCGGAUGAGCGCUGCAAGGAGCUCCGCGUGCAGAUUAUUCGCCUCGAGCGCCGCGUCGAAGAAGCCGAGAAGAAGCGCGACGACACCUUCAGCAAGGUCCUUCCCACGCAGCUCGACGCCGACAAAGACUCGUCUUCCCCUGCCAGCACGUCACGCCCGGAAGACCUCAAGCUCCUUGAAGACCAGAAAUCCGAAAUCGAGCACCUAAAAGCCAAGCUCGCGGGCCUGCAGUCCGAACUCGAGUCCCUCCGCAAAUCGCACGACCACAUACUCCAAGACCUCGAAGCUGAGCGCAUUGAGAAGGGCGAGCUCGUCGCGGCGGCGGAGCAAAUGCUCGCCAUGUGCGGCGAGAAAAUGGAGGAGCUGCAACAAGAGGACUUCAGGAAGAGCGUGCAGAUGGCGGCAGCGCCUCCAGCCCCGGCUCCUGCGCCUCAAGCGGAAACCGCGAACGCGCCGAGCAUGCGGUCAACGGGUUUCCUUGCUGGUGGUGCGGCGCCGCGUCCUGGCUCUGCUCUCGGCGGUGCAGCUGGACGGCCUGGCAGCGCGAUGGGGCAUCAGCGCGGGAAUUCCAACUCUAGUGCGGCUGCAAAGCCGUCGGGUCUCCGGGCACCCGGGGGCUUCGGUUUCAGCGGGGGUUCGUCUGCGCUGAAUCGGAGUACCAGCGGUGGGAGCGGGAAGAGCAGGAUUCUGAGCAAUAUCGAGCGGAUGGGUGGUUCGACGCGCGGAGCUGGGGCGGAGUAGGUAUCUCGUCUGGGCGUGUAUGGGAGCCACUAUAUGAAGAGCAGGAUUCUGCGGGAUAUUGAGAGGAUGGGGAGGUCCUUUUCGCCCGAGUCCGAGCUAGGUCCGUUUGGGUGGGUGGGUGAUUUGAGUAAGGAGUCGGAGCUGCUGGAUGACUGGGACUGGCCGAGGGCUACGGAACGGGAUAGCGAUAGUUUUUAUUGAUGUACAUAACGAACGAGAUGCGGAUGCCUGGGCUGGGCUGGGGUAUGGCGUUAGUGGUCGGUUUCCCUGCUGUGGGUGUGCUGUACAAUAUCCACGGCGAAAGGAGGCUUGCGGCUUGGAUAGCCUGCGCGUUGCUUGUCUUGCUCGUGCUU